UAGAUCACUUGACCGGAAAUGUAAUAAAAUAACGUGAGGAGGUAAAAUGUUGACUGGAAAACUUAAGUGACAGUCAUUUUUUGAAGGGAAUCGUCCGUUUUUAGAUUAAGUUGAAUGUUUUAUUUAUUUCGCUUUGUAUCAUCUUUAUUCCAGCAAAUCAUUUCGUUGUCUUUUUUAACCAGCCACAUGGCUUUCGCUGUUCUGUUCUGAGUUGUAAGGUGUGUUAACAUAACUAGCUAGCCAAAUGUCGAAGCCUGUGUUAUUUUCGGUUUACCAAACAUUAAAAAAAUGUUUUCAAAUCUUGGAGAACAAUCAGAAAGUAUGGAAUUCAGUUUUGGCUGAAUGCAAGCCUUUAAUGGUUUCACUUGGAAACCUCGAAGAGCAGUUGAGGGCGUUUCAAAAGGUCCAAAUCGCCAACACCCCUCUUCACACCUUUCCUGAUCUGCACCAGCGUCUUCACUUCAAGCUCAUACAGGCAGUGGACAUAGUUUUGGGAAAACUCACUGACAAAAUGUGUUCACUUCAGUCUGUGCGAGAUGCUAUCAGUAAUCAGGUGUCUGGUGCGUUCCAGUUGUAUGAGCAGAAUAUAGACAGCCUUGACCUAGCUACAUGCACCCAGAGAUCUGCAGUCYCUCCAUCCAUCGCUGACAUGUUGGAGUGGCUUCAGGAUGCAGAGCGUUACUAUCGUCAACAGUUUCUGAGAAGAAAGAACUUGCUGCUGACACUGAGGGCAGAUGACCUCUCCCUUCUGGAAACUGCUCCCAAGAGAUGGGAGUCCCUGGAAACACCGAGUGGAGAGGAGAGCAUAUCAGAAUCACCUUUGGCAGCGAUUACAGAUGUGAGUCUUUCUGGAUACACUGUUUAAAGUGUCCUUUUUCAUCGAGUCACAGUGAAGGAGAACUACAAGAUGUCUGCAAGACGACUAGCCGGUGGAUGUGAUUGUCUACUUUCAGAUGGUCUACAAUAACAAGACUCCGUAAUGGGUUGAAGAGUAAAAGAACUAACUGGGUUCAGGUUGAUCUUGACUUGGAUGCGUCAGCCCUGAUCGGUGCAGAGCACCUGACUGGACUGGAUGUGAACAAAGGAGAGGACUGAACAAGGCAGAGGACAGAGCGUCAGAAUUGUAACAGAGCUCUGUUACUAUUCUAGCUCAGGUCUUUGCUGUUGUAUCACUGUUGACUUCUAAGCAAAAUAAAUUAUUGUGGACAAACAUUUGAAAUGUCAUGGAGUAUAAUAUGAGAAAUAAUAAAUAGACAACUUUUGUUACA
Messenger RNA from Salvelinus sp. IW2-2015, 1268 nucleotides. It is a transcript of the gene airim, whose product is annotated as AFG2 interacting ribosome maturation factor. Lineage: Eukaryota; Metazoa; Chordata; Actinopteri; Salmoniformes; Salmonidae. The record is from RefSeq and is a predicted model, not a curated record. Gene Ontology annotation, cellular component: nucleus; cytoplasm.